AUGCAUACAGUACAAAUUUUCAUUGAGUACAGAUUAACAGAACUUAUUGAAACAGUUCAUUACGAAAGUAAUACAGCUACAUUGUACUUUAUAAGAUUUGAUCAAGACUUUUUAAGUGACUUCGCCAAAAAUCAUCCCUUAAGUCCAGUGUCAAUAAUUCAAGAUAUUGCUUGGAAUAAUAGAGAAAUUACCAACACCGUUUUAAUAGUGCAAGGUAACAAAAUUUCACCUUAUAAGGACCAACUUCUGGAAGUUCUGAUUGAAAGAAUUCAAGUUAGGAACUUUGUGAUUAUAUCAACUGAUACUUUUCUAAGUCUGAGGAAGUAUAUUUCAAACUUUUUCGAAAAGAAAUUCAGAAGAAUUCUUGGACAAGUUCACAAUGAUUUGUAUGCUUUCUUUCCCUUUUCUGAUCAACAAGUCCAGAAGCUUGAGAAAAAUGGAAUACUUCCAAAGCAUUUAAGCAAUCUAAAUGGUUACACUUUUUGUACAGUUAUUCAAGAUGAUAUACCAAGAACUUUUCCAUACAAUGAUAAACAAGGAAAACGACAAGUUGGAGGAUCAUUUGGAAGACUGCUCAUCGAAUUUUUCCGAAAUCAUAAUGCAACUUACAAAGAAGUUUUUAUCAGCAAUUCGUCAGAGUUAAAUAUAACAGCAAUAAAGAAUGCAACAUCAAUGAUUUUGGACAGAAGCUAUCCGUUAAAAGUCAUCGGUUGGGUGAUGAGGGUACCGAUACAUGGUUACGUCAGUCCUCAUGAAUACUUUUUAAAACCUUUCACAUUCACUACAUGGUUAUGGAUUGGAUUAACCUUGAUCUAUAUAACUUUGAUGAAAAUUCUUUUGAAAAAGUGUCUUGAGAAGCCCUUAGAAAUUUGGGAGAGCUUCAGUCAAACGUAUCUGGCUUUCUUGAUGUUAUCUUCUGAAAAACCUAUUACAACUGGAUAUCGUUUUCAUCUUCAGAUCUUUCUAUUUUCUUUCAUCAUUGGAAAUAUUUAUGUAAUCUUUUUUACGUCAUUUUUAACAGCUUUCAUAAAAAUUAAACAAUUCGAUACUAUGCAAGAUUUAAUUGACAAUAAUUUCCCAAUUUUGGUAUCAAAGUUUGACUGGCAGCACAUUUGUAGACCUGAUGCUUAUUCGCAAGAGUUCCUCAAUUUAUAUGUUCCUGUUGAUCAUAAAAUAUUCUACCAAGAGCUUCAUUCAAUGAAGAAUACAAGUUACGCCUAUACACUUGGUUCUGAUCGAAAUGAUUUUCUAAUUAAAAUGCAAGCAUCUGUAAUGAAGCCUUUAUUUCGAACAGCUCAGGAAAUAAAAGGAUAUUAUAUGGUUGGUUAUAUUUUGCCAUUCCAUUCACUUUUUAAGGAGAUUUUAGAUGAUUUUGUUAUAAGAGUUAAAGAAACAGGACUAACGUUGAAAUGGGAUGCUGAUGUUGUUUAUCUAACUCCUUUAGCUGGUUUUGAAAUUGAUAAGGAUGCAAAUGGUGGUGAGAUAUUUUUGCAUGUUCCAUUGAAUUUGAGACAUUUUGAAUUUGCUUGGAGUUGA
Messenger RNA from Episyrphus balteatus (marmalade hoverfly), 1536 nucleotides. RefSeq lists its product as uncharacterized. Lineage: Eukaryota; Metazoa; Arthropoda; Insecta; Diptera; Syrphidae. The coding region runs from base 1 to 1536 and encodes 511 amino acids. The record is from RefSeq and is a predicted model, not a curated record. The transcript has 2 exons.